CCCAUAAUCAUGAAUUACAUCCUGAUAUGUCUUGUUUAAUGGUUGGCCAUAGAAGUUUAACUAUUAAUUUGAAAAGACAAUUAGAAGCAAAUGAUAUUGCUGGAGUUAGACCUAGUAAGAGUGUUAGAAUGCUUCAAGUUCAAGCCGGUGGACCGAAUAACAUAGGGUGUUUACCUAAGGAUUGCAGAAAUUUCAUUGAGAGCAGAAGAAGACUGAGACUGGGAGAAGGGGACGCUGAAGCAAUUCGAAAGUUAUUCAUGACAAUGCAACAACAUGACCGUAAUUUUUUUCAUCUAAUGGAUGUCAAUGAUGAAGGAAGAUUGGUUAAUGUUUUGUGGAUUCAUCCUCGUGGGAGAGCUGCUUAUGAAGAAUUUCAUGAUGUGGUGAGUUUCGAUACAACUUAUCUUGUGAACAAGUAUAACAUGCCCUUUGCUACUUUUAUUGGUGUUAAUCAAUUUUGUCAAUCAAUUUUAUUGGGUUGUGCUUUACUUACACAUGAAAAUAUAAGCUCAUUCAAGUGGCUUUUUAUGAAUUGGUUAGAAGCAAUGGGUAAUGUGCAUCCUUUUGGUAUUUUAACUGAUCAAUGUGAAAGUAUCAAGGCAGCUGUGAGGGAAGUUAUGCCAAAUACAAUUCAUCGAUAUUGUAUUUGGCAUAUUUUACACAAGCUACCACAAAAGUUCAAAAAUCUAGCCAAUUUUCAUAAUGCAAUCACUGAGUUUAAAGAUAUAAUUUAUCAUAGCUUGACUAUUGAUUUGUUCAAGAUGAAUUGGAAUAAUUUUGUAGCAAAACAUCAACUAGAAAAUCAUGAAUGGAUGCUUGAUUUGUAUAGCCAGAGAGAAAGUUGGGUACCUGUCUAUUUGAAUCAUCAUUUUUGGGCUGGUAUGGCUUCUACUCAAAGAAGUGAGGGGAUGCAUGCAUUUUUUGAUGGUUAUAUUCAUUCGACGAGUACCCUAAAACAAUUUGUUGAGCAGUAUGAAAUUGCGAUUAGUGAUAAGAUUCAGAAAGAGUUCACUUCUGAUUUUGAUUCAAAAAAUAGAACUUUAAGUUGCAUAUCAGAUUUUGAAUGGGAGAAACAAUUUCAGUUAGUUUAUACAAAUGAGAUGUUCACAGAAGUUCAGGCUGAAAUUAAGCGCUCUUGGUAUUGUCAUGUGAUUCCACCGGAUGAUGAUCAAGCAGGGGCUGAUGAGGAUGAGGUUGGUAUUGAGAAACUCAACAUUUUAGAGCGACCCAUAGCUAACAAUCGGUAUCAUAAAGAAUUUAUGUAUACCGUUGAAUUCAGAGAAAAUGGAGAGUACCUGAAUUGCAAUUGUAAAAAAUUUGAGUUUAGGGGAAUACCUUGUUGUCAUAUUUUUAAAGUUAUGGCUACGAAAGACAUAAGCUUAAUAAAUGAUAGAUACAUUCUGAGGAGGUGGAGAAAGGAUGUUUACAGACCGCAUUCUAAAAUUGUUUCAGCCAGUGGUUAUCCACAUAUGACUGAUGAAUAUAAAAAGUAUCAAGAAGCGGAGCGUCUGUUUCAAGAUUGUACUGACUUGGCAUUGAAUGAAAGUUUUAAAAUGGAAUUCAUAAAAGGCCGUUUGGAAAUUUUGAAGAAUGAUUUAUUGAAAAUGAAUGAUGGAAUAUCAUGUCAUGGAGUUGAUAUUAAUGGAGUUAGUACAGGAACUAGAGUUGAGAACGACGAAUUUGAUAGACCUCCUGUUUUAGAUCCUAAUGUAGUUCGGAGUCGUGGAAGACCAAAAAGUAACCGAUUAAGAUCACGGCAUGAACAAAAUACUUCUAGUCGGAACAAUAGGCGUGCAACAAAUGGUUCUCAGCGAGGUAGACGUCGCAAAAAUAAUGCUAGAACGGAGAAUACUACUGAGCUUAAUGAAAGGGAGGAACAAUCAGUGGAUUUGAACCAACCAGUUAUUGAUACUCAAGGCAGUCAAGUUAUUUAGAAGAAUCGAUAAUAUUAUCUGCUGCGUAAUGCAAAUCUCAACUGGACUUAGAUAGUAGUUUUUUGUCUUACAAGAUGUCAUCAGGAACUCUUGCCAAAAAAAUUCAAAUUUGUGGUUGUUCUAUUGGAACUUUAAUAAUAGAGAAGUUUAAGUAUUGUAGUUUUGUUAGAUUAACCCAUCUGUCUCUUCAUUUGUGGGUAGUCUACCAUUUGAUUCCUCUGUUUUGUAUCUGUGCACAGAGGGUUUUUUGCUGGCUAUUCACAUGCUUUUGCAAUCAAUUAUUCAUAAAGUUUUUUGUUGCUUUUUUAAA
Molecule: messenger RNA, 2244 nt
Organism: Mercurialis annua (annual mercury)
Lineage: Eukaryota; Viridiplantae; Streptophyta; Magnoliopsida; Malpighiales; Euphorbiaceae
Product: protein FAR-RED IMPAIRED RESPONSE 1-like
Exons: 2
Coding region: 27-1934 (635 amino acids)
Biological process (GO): regulation of DNA-templated transcription
Molecular function (GO): zinc ion binding
Source: RefSeq, a predicted model, not a curated record